Molecule: messenger RNA, 1989 nt
Organism: Spea bombifrons (plains spadefoot toad)
Lineage: Eukaryota; Metazoa; Chordata; Amphibia; Anura; Pelobatidae
Gene: NEIL3
Product: nei like DNA glycosylase 3
Exons: 10
Coding region: 113-1846 (577 amino acids)
Biological process (GO): base-excision repair
Cellular component (GO): nucleus
Molecular function (GO): DNA-(apurinic or apyrimidinic site) endonuclease activity; zinc ion binding; damaged DNA binding
Source: RefSeq, a predicted model, not a curated record
UAUUUUGAAUAUCUGAGUUGCAGUGUCUAAUACAAACAGCUGGGUAUUGAUCAGUUUUAUAUUAAUGGUGUUGCGGUAAUUGUUAGCGUCUCUCGUGACUAUUUAGUUAAUCAUGGUUGAGGGUCCGGGCUGCACGCUGAAUGGGGAGAAGAUUCGAGCUCGCGUUUCACCGGGACAAGCCGUGCAGGCACUGCGGGGAAGCGCCGUUACUAGCCAGAAGUCAAAUGCUCAGCCAUUUCCCUCCCGCGCAUGUGUUUUACCUUCACUUGUCGGAUGCAGUUUUACCGGUGUAGAAACCUUAGGGAAGGAGCUUUUUCUGUAUUUUGGAGCAAAAUCAUUACGAGUACACUUUGGCAUGAAUGGGUCGAUGCGGAUUAAUCCAACUGAGAACAAGGACAGAAACGGACACCCAGCUGCUUUGGAACUGAAACUUGCAAGGGAUGUGAUUUGCUUCUAUGACUCUACAUUUGACAUUAGAAAUGCCUUGGAUUGUCAAGAGAAAGUAAGAUUGUUUGGAGAUUUGGACGCUUGCUCCCCUAAAUUUAGUUUUGCGAGAGCAGAAUGUGAGGUUAAGAAACAGGGGAGUCGUAUUCUCUGUGAUGUGCUGCUUGAUCAGAAUGUGUUGCCUGGAGUUGGGAACAUUAUUAAAAAUGAAGCUCUUUUUGAUAGUGGUCUACAUCCUGCAGUACAGGCAGGUCUUCUAACAGAUGCACAAGUAAGCCAUCUAGUGAAAAUGACAAGGGACUUCACUCUUCUGUUUUAUAAGUGUCGAAAGUCUGGUGCAGCCCUUUACAAACACUACAAAGUGUACAAAAAGCCGAACUGUGGCCAGUGUGGUGCAAAGAUCACGGUUUGCCGCCUCGGAGAGAACAAUAGAAUGACUUACUUUUGCCCUGGGUGUCAGAAGGAUAACCCCCAACGUGUUGAUGUAAGUAAGCUGCCAACAAGAAAUAGUCUUAUUGGGUGGGCAUGUAGACAAGGAUCACAAGUAAAAGAAGAUGUGGCAAGACGUGAUGAAGAACAGUGGUCGUGUGGCAUGUGUACACUCAUAAACAAGCCUUCAGACAAACAAUGUGACGCUUGUCUAACUCCAAGGCCACAAGGUUCCUCAAGUGUAUCCAAUAACGAUACUGAAGAUAUUGACAUUGACCUGGUUAAAUAUCCUUGUAAUAAUUUUGGAAAGCCACUCUCUGAGGUGAAGUUAAAUAGAAGAACAGCAUUUGGAAACGUAACGUUGGUGAUGUCUGAUUUUAGUACAAACAGCACUUCACGUAAUAUGAAUACCAAUCCACUUCCUAACCAUAACUCUCUUCUUGAGACUUCAGUAAAUAAUGAAUACGGUAACUCAAAGACCACAAGUAAGAGAAGGGAUUGUGAAAAUGAGCAGGGGGCAAAUACUUUCAAUAUGUUCAACGGUGGUUUGGCACCAGACAACUGGAGUUCCCUUAAUCACCCACAGAAGAAAAUGAAGAACGAUGACCCAGCGCCAAAAUGCAAUUCUAGCAUCAGCUCACCAGUGAGUUCACCGCGUGUUAACCUGACAGGUGGCACUUCUGCUUUAAAUAAAAGUAGCCCUCUCUGUGGUAAACACCAGCGUCCAUGUACACUCCAGGUUGUAAGGAAGGAUGGCGAUAACAAGGGGAGGCAAUUUUAUACUUGUUCCCUUCCCAGAGAAACACGCUGUGAGUUUUUUGAAUGGGCAGACUUACAUUUUCCUUCCUGCCACCAUGCGAAACGGUGUGUUAUGAGAACAGUGCUGAAGAUUGGUCCAAAUAACGGAAAGAAUUUUUAUUCUUGUCCAUUAGGCAAGGAUAAGCAAUGUGGUUUCUUUGAAUGGGCAAAAUGAUCCGACUGGCUUUACUUGGCAUUAGCGGUAAUUAUGUAACCUUUUUAAAUGUUUUACUGUUUGAAUAUUCAGACUGUCUUUAUAUACUGUCAUUUAUACAAUCUAAAUAUCUGUGUCUGAUCCUACCUGUAUUUUACUUUCUC